CAGGCAGUUGUAAACGUAUGGAUUGCUUAAUUAUCAACAAUACAAUAAAAAUUCGCAAAUUUUUUAUUUUAAAAUAAUUAUUCUCUUUAUUUUUUUGUUCCAUUGUUGUCUACAUUCCUGAAAAUAUCAUAAUGUGUUUGGAUUCAUUUCAGUAUUCAAAAGCUUGUAAUUUUAAUUUAUCUGUAAUAGGAAGAUGGUAAACUUUGAAACAUGGAACAUUUAACUAGUUUUAAUUUUACUUUUUUCGUGUUUCAAUGCAAGUUUGCGAAGUGACUGAUAGCUAAUUUAAUUUUAUAAAACAUUGUAAAAAUUUCAACUUGACUUCGACUGAUAAAUUAAGCUGUUCAUUAUGGAGGCUGUUGUAAACAUUGAAUUUUACACCCAAGAAAAGCCUAUGGUGUUUCAGGGUGAAGAUUGUUAUGUAGUUGAAGAUCUGAUUAUUGAAUCCUGUAAAUAUCUUGGAAUAGGACCAUUACCACGUCAUUUAUUUGGAUUAUAUAGUCCUCUAUAUAAAAUUUGGUUUCCAUUGUGUUCAGAACUACGUGAUAUUGGAAAGACUUGGGAUCUAUGUCUUCGUCUUAGAUACAGAUUGCCUUCCACAAAAAGACUUAUUGAAAAAGGUGAUGCCAGGACUUUUAAUUAUUAUUUUCAUCAAGUUCGCACAGAUUUCUUAGAAGGUAAAAUACCGGAGCUGUUCAAGUUUCGUGAAUCUGCAUUAGGACUAGUUGCCACAGACAUUAUUCGCUUAAUGCUAGAGAUGAAACUGACUCCUGACACUAUGAAAUACAACUGCCGUGACUUUUUCCCUCAAGAGCUUAAAAGAAGUCCUCUUUUGGAUAGUUUCUUGCAAGGUCCUCUUGAAAAAGCUGUUACAAAAGGAUGGCAAAACAGCAGACAAAAUUCUGAAUUUGUCAAAGAAAAAUAUCUGGAACAGAUGUUGGACUUGGUUCCCGAUUAUGGAUCUGAGGUGUAUAGUGUUAGAAUUGAUGAAGGUGGUAGAGUUCAUGAAGUUGAUGUGGUAGUUAAUCCUUUUCAUCCAAUCUUUCCAGGGUUGAGGAUAAAAAUACCUGGAAGAAAAGAUGGAUGGUCACAUGUCUGUUCCGUAGAAGAUCUCUGCUAUAUUAGUAUAAGGGAAGAAAAACGAAAAUUAAAAAAUGAGAAACGUAUUGUCAUUGACCAUUUUGUAGAGAUCAGUCGAAAAACUGGAAUACCACAUUAUUUUCAAUUUGAAACAGUCCCUCAGUUGCGUUCGUUUGUAUCUGUACUUGAUGGCUAUUAUCGUUUGAUGGAAAAGUGGACUUAUAACUUGUGUGCUGACUUACCUUCUCCAGCAUUGUUACACCUUAGAGCUAUCAAAUGUCACGGUCCUGUUGAGCCUGAUUUUGCCUACAAAAAAUUGCAAGAAAAGGGUAAAGGAGAUGCUGGUUGCUACAUAAUUCGUGAGAGUGCUAUGGAAUAUGGUGAAUAUUAUGUUGAUGUUUUAAAGAAAAGGAAUUCUGUACUCGAAGAAAACAUCCACACUUACAAAAUAAUAACCACCGAUGAUGAUCUGUUCUGCUUGCAAGGCUGGUCCAAUAGAUUUCCUUCUAUCCAUGAAUUGCUCUCAUUUCAUUCUGAAAUAAAUAAUUUAAAUUUUAAAAGAUGCAUUCCAUCUUCUGAAUAUGAUGUCUCUGACUUAUUGCUGUGCCGUAAAAAAGACAGGGAUAAUAACUUUGUUACCCGAGGAGAUUGCAAUUGCACCGCACAAUGUAUUCCUCAUGAUGCUAUUGUUUUCUCUAAAACCAUACCAAAGUUCAAUGGAAGAUUCACCAGCGUAACUCACGGCCAUCUACGUAGAACAUGUGGUGAAUCCAAAGCUGUUGCAGUCAAAAGUCUGCGUCGGGAAACAAAAGCUACUCAUUUGAUGGAAUUUUUAUCUCAAGUUGAUAAGGUUUUAUUUUGGCAACAUGAAAACAUCAUUUCCACUGUUGGUAUUAUUCUUACCAACCCCACAGCUUUAGUUAUGGAAUGGUUACCACUUGGUCCACUUGAUAGGUAUUUACUUGGGCAGGGUAAAAAGAUGCCAGAAGUUGAUCUUAUUGAAGCAGCUUAUUAUGUGGCUAAAGCAUUGUGGUAUCUUGAAGAGCAGCAAACAGUACAUGGAAAUAUAAGGUGCCACAAUAUUUUGGUAGCAAAUCAUACAGAUUCUUCUUUUAAAGUGAAAAUUACUGACCCUGGUAUAAUUUCAUACAGUGACUCUGACAUUCACUGGAUUCCCCCAGAAUGUCAUGAUGAUUAUUCAAUUGCUGCAAACUCCCUCUCAGCUGAUGUAUAUGCUUUUGGAACAACUUUAUGGGAGAUAUUUUCAUUUGGACAAAAGCCAUUAUCCAGUAAACCGCCAAAAGAGGCAAAAAAAUUUUAUAAAAUGGGCAAACGCUUACCUGUACCUGAAAAUGGCCACCCUGAUAUCAAGAAGCUUAUGACUGAAUGCUGGCUUGCUGACCAAGACAGCAGAAAACGACCUCAAUCAAUUGUGAGAGAUGUAAAUCAAGUUCUUUAUGUCGUAUAUAAUUCAAGAAGGACUUAUGAAUAUGCUACUAUCAAUGAUAACGCUGUGGUUAUGUCUGUGGAAAAGGAAGUUGAAUUACCGCCUGUACCUGAAAGGCGUCAAAUAAAAGAGCAAACUUUAAGUAAAAAGUUAAAUUCAUUUGCGAACAUAUUCAAGAAGCAAUCACCUAAUCCUGUCAAAGAAGUUGCAUAUGAUACAAUAUCUCAAAUCACUCUUCAAACAACUGUUAAUGGAUCUAGUGGUCAGUCCUCCUGUCCACUCAUUCCUAAAGCAACAAUUAUUGAUGAAGAAGAUUUUCAGAUUAUCAAUAACCUGGAUGCUCUCUAUAAUAAUAAUGAAGAUACAAAUCCAUAUGUCAAUGAAGCAAUUAAAAACCAUACUCACUGGUUGAUUGAUAGAGAUGAGCUAAAAUUUGAUGAACAUCUAGGACAAGGUUUUUAUGGAAAUGUUCAAAAGGCUCUCUUUACAAGAGGGCCCAAGUCAUCAUGGGGAGAAGUUGCCGUAAAGCAAAUACGAUACUCUGAGGGUUUCACCAUGAAAGAUUUUCAGCGUGAAAUUAAUAUUUUAAAACAACUCUGUCAUCCCAAUAUAGUAACUAUUAUUGGUCUUGUUGAAGAUCCAGAUAUUAUGCUUGUCAUGGAAUAUAUAAGAUCUGGAAACCUACUGGAUUAUGUAAAGAGACUCAAAGAUGAAGUUUCCCAUACACAAAUGCUAUGUUUUGCAGUAGGAAUUGCUGAAGGUAUGCGUUAUCUGGAGAGUAAUAAUAUUGUUCACAGAGAUCUAGCCGCACGAAAUGUUCUUGUAGCCUCAGAAGAUCAUGUAAAGAUAAGUGAUUUUGGUCUGGCUCAAAUCACUGAGAAUCACUAUUAUAAGUUGAAAACGGAUAGAAGUUUACCAUUACGUUGGUAUGCAAUUGAAAGCGUUCUUCAGGGUAAGUUCUCUCAUAAAUCUGAUGUUUGGAGUUUUGGAAUCACACUUUGGGAGAUGUUCACACAUGGAUCUAACGCCCAAAUUAAAGACGAAGAAGGCAAAGGUAUUGAUGAUAAAGAUUUGGGACAAUAUUUGGCAGAAGGCAAGCGGCUUGAAUAUCCCAAGAAUUGUCCUGCCCAGGUUUAUACCCUGAUGAAACACUGUUGGAUGGCAGACUCCCACGCUCGUCCAUCUUUCUCUGAUAUUCUCGUUACACUCGAAACGUUGAAGAGAGAACUAUUCUGGAAUGAUUUUGAUGAGAACGGUGCUUAUAAUCCAAUCAAAUAGAUAUUUUAUUGCAUAUAUAUUCAUACAUAUUUCUCAGAUAAAAUGUGAUGCACAGCAGGGCUCGGAAAUUAUAUUGCUCAAGGCAUGUAAGUUUAAAAUCAGAAAUGCUGCAAAAUGCUAAUUGAGCACAGAUGCGUAGAAAAUUUACAGAGGUUAAUAUUUCCCCAGAAUGCAGUUUUUCUCUCAAAAUUAUAGCAUUUUUUUUUUAGUCACUAUAACUUUUAAAAAAUAUUUUUCAAAAU
Molecule: messenger RNA, 4047 nt
Organism: Parasteatoda tepidariorum (common house spider)
Lineage: Eukaryota; Metazoa; Arthropoda; Arachnida; Araneae; Theridiidae
Product: tyrosine-protein kinase JAK2
Biological process (GO): protein phosphorylation; cell surface receptor signaling pathway via JAK-STAT; cell differentiation
Cellular component (GO): cytoskeleton; cytosol
Molecular function (GO): cytokine receptor binding; ATP binding; non-membrane spanning protein tyrosine kinase activity
Source: RefSeq, a predicted model, not a curated record